AACAUCAGUAUUGCAAUGCGACACUAUAUCUGGAUUUUGUGCAUCGCAGUUCAACUUUCCAUUUGCGGAGCCUGCAACAGCGAACCCAAACAGGUCAUCGCCUUCUUAGAGGAUUCUCAGUGGGAAGACGUCGAGAAAAAUGUGACAUUGAUACCGAUGGUCGGGCAUGUGGAUGUGACUAUGAAUGAAAUGCCACCCGAAUGCAAGGAACAACUUGAACGACGAAUGGAAACGAGGUGCUCAAGGCGGGCCUCUGGAUAUGAUCUCAAACCUGAAGACUUUCAAGGUUGCCACUUUAUAUGUAGGGGAUAUCAACAAGGAGGAACGGUUACAGUAGAACAGCGCGUUGAUCUGAAAAAUGGCACACCUUGUGGACCGCGCGGGGAGAGAUGUUUAAAUGGAGAGUGCGUAAGUAGACGUCCGGAAACCAUGUGCUCCGUAAGCUUCGUCCCGCCUGUGUGGCCUGAGCCAGGAGCACCGGCACCAAAGUAA
This is a messenger RNA of Ixodes scapularis (black-legged tick), 492 nucleotides long. RefSeq lists its product as uncharacterized. The record is from RefSeq and is a predicted model, not a curated record. Bases 16 to 492 code for a protein of 158 amino acids. The transcript is spliced from 5 exons. NCBI's taxonomy places the organism in Eukaryota, Metazoa, Arthropoda, Arachnida, Ixodida, Ixodidae.